Messenger RNA from Bolinopsis microptera, 1292 nucleotides. RefSeq names its product PRELI domain containing protein 3B-like. The coding region runs from base 53 to 778 and encodes 241 amino acids. The record is from RefSeq and is a predicted model, not a curated record. Gene Ontology annotation, molecular function: phosphatidic acid transfer activity. Gene Ontology annotation, biological process: phospholipid transport. The transcript is spliced from 5 exons. Gene Ontology annotation, cellular component: mitochondrial intermembrane space. Lineage: Eukaryota; Metazoa; Ctenophora; Tentaculata; Lobata; Bolinopsidae.
AGGCAAAUAAGCCCAACUUCCAGUAUUAAGUUACUGUGGCAAAGGUCCAGCAAUGAAGUUUUGGCAAUCAUCUCAUACAUUCCAGCACCCCUGGUCAACCGUUACCCAAGCCUUCUGGAGGAAGUAUCCAAAUGAUUUCCAAUCUUCCGUAUACGGCACUGAUGUGAUAGAACGAUAUGUGGAUUUAGAUGGGAAGUUGCACAGCAAACGAAUUAUUAUCAGCGACUGGAACGUCCCAUCUUUCAUGAAGUUCUUCUUUGGGGAUGCGAGAGGAUAUGCUGUGGAGUACAGUAUUGUUGAUCCUGUUGAACAAACUCUAACCUUGAGGUCUCAAAACAUCAAUGCAGCCUCAAUGUUUGCAAUGCGAGAAGAAAUUGUAUAUAAAAGUGUUGGAGAAACAACUCACCUAGACCACGCAGCUAAGUUCUUAUUUAGCGUGUCUCGAUUAGUGGACGAUGCUGCUGAGAAUUGGUUGGUUGGUACCAUGACUGACGCUGCUCGAGAAGGACUUAAGGCAAUGGAGUCGAUAACACAGAAGGUGGAGGAGGAAAUGCUCACAGCAUUCUCUGCAAUAGACGAAAUCUCUUCAGAAACACUUCGGACAGUAGACUUUUUUGCGUCGGACACCCGAAAAUCCAUCGACUCGAGUAUUACAGAUGCUGAAAAGUUCAUCGACUCAAGUAUUACAGAUGCUGAAAAGUUCAUCGACUCGAGUAUCGAGUAUAUAGACUCAAGCGUGGACUCGUUAACUCAGAACCCAGAAGUUGACUUCUCCUGAUAGUGGCCCCCUGUAUAUUAAUAUUAGUGUUUUUAGAGAUUUGGUACAUGUUAUUGUAAUAUAGACAGACCCUCCCUCACACCUCUUGUAUCAUAUCUCGCUGGUUGUAACGCAACUCUUCUCAAUUGUUUACAUGAUCUCCGAGGAACGUGAUCUUUAUAGUGACGUUAAUGUGUUUUUACCUUUAUUUGGCCCCUCUUAGAAAACAAAUUUAUUGAGUAUUGGAACUCAUGUAAUAUGCUGUGUCUCGAUGUGACGAGCAAAGGUACAGAUUAGAAAUAUAUAGUGAUAGAAGCUCUUUAAAAGCUGUCAGUAUGCCAUUAUAGAACUAUCAAGUUAGUGAAAUCUGAUCUCGAAUAGUUCUCUUAAUUAAUUUCAGAAUUUACAGUUGUCAUGUAUUCGUUUACAGGAUACACAGUAUACUCCUAAUAAGCGUACGAUACGCAUUCUUUAGUCUUUUAAUUUAUUCGAUUCAGUUAAUUUUGUAACCCGUCAUUUAUAAUGAUUUUCAUUA